GAAAAAUAGGCGAGCCGAGCACAUAUAAGUUCACCAUACUCAACAAGAUCAGCGUGUAUAUUGAGCGAAGGACUGUCGGAUCCAAAUUCUCCGAAAGCCGUUAUGCAUCACAGCGAGCGGGACCCGAAUUAUGACAGCGAAGAAGGCGAGGAAUCCCCCUUGAUCCCAGAUCCGCCUGCUGCGGUCUCGCCCCCGACGCCUUCAGGAAAGCAGAUCCUCAAAGUCAUCUUGCUGUGCGCAUCGGCAACUCUGAUCCUUGAUAUUGGUCUCACGGUCGUGCUCGCCCCGAAAAUACGAUUGUUCGAGUCGAUUCUCUGCCAGGAGUACUAUCGGACCCAUAACCUCCAAGGGCUGAUACGAGAGAUUCCCGAAUCACAAUGUAAGACGAAGGAGAUCCAGUCUGCUAUAGCACGGUUGAUUGGCUGGCAGACGGUGUUCGACAGUCUUCCAGCGAUCUUUCUGGCAAUUCCUUAUGGAGCCUUGUCCGAUACCAGAGGCCGCCGGCCCGUGCUGUUGUUGUGCUUCCUGGGUCUGACUCUAUCGACUGCUUGGACUUUGCUUAUCUGCUGGCUGCAGUUGCCCCUGGAGCUAACGUGGAUCUCAUCUCUCUUUCAGUGUCUUGGGGGCGGUCCUGCGGUAGCAACCGCCAUCGUGGAGGCCACCAUCGCCGAUGUGGUGCCCGACGACAAGAGAUCUACCAUUUACUUCCAAUUGCAGGCUGCGGUAUUGAUAUCCGACAUCUUAGCCAAUCCCCUGUCGGCCAUUCUCAUGGCCCACAAUGUCUGGAUCCCCUGCUUCCUAGGCCUCAGCAUCCAGGGACUUGGCACUAUUCUAUUGAUGGCGCUUCCUGAAACUCUAAGCUUUGCUAAAGCUGUGUCGCCAUCUGCCGAGUCGGCCACUGAAUGCGAAGAAGGGGAGGAGCUGACGCUGUGCGGUCGCUUGGCGAAGAACUUCCGCAGCAUUGUCUCCGAUCGGAAUGUAGUGGGACUAGUGUUCGGUCUGCUCGUCCUGACUAUCAGUGCGGAGUCAGUGGAUUUCCUGCUCCAGUACGUUUCCAAACGAUACGGCUGGUCAAUUGCCAAGUCGGCUAUGCUCCUGUCGUUGCGGGCAGCAGUCGAAUUCGGGCUGCUUCUCCUUCUCGGGCCCCUGCUUCUGUUCCUUUCAUGGCCGAGUCUGCGCGAUCCGCAGCGGCGGGACCUCUGGGUCGCCCGGGUCAGUCUAGGGUUCAUCGUUUUAGGGUUCCUGAUCCUCUCGUUGUCUCCCACCGUGGCGCCUGCAAUCCUCGGAUUGAUCAUUUACACUCUGGGUGCUGGAUUCCAGCCGGCCGUUAUGAGCCUCCUGGCUUCUCUUUGGAAGGCGUCCAACCCCACCAACCUCGGCAGUCUGUACAGCACCGUGGCGAUCAUCUUGGCAGCCGGAGGCGUCAUCGCUGGCCCACUGCUCUCGCUCAUGUUUCAGAUCGGACUUCGUCUCGGAGAUGCAUGGGUCGGGCUCCCGUACUUUGUGUCUGCCUGCCUCUGCGCAGGGAUUGCUAUGGUGAUGCUGUCCGUCAGACUGCCAGGCAGACACAAUUCAUCCGAGCUGUGAAAUGCAGGUGGCGGCAAGGCGCUCAAGGCAGACGUGUUUUCGUUCAGGCCGGGCCGGGGUUCGAGUUGUCGAGUGCUGUUGGCUAUAAAGUCUGGAUGUUCGUGCUGUGCUCGAGGACGUGGUACCUAAAUUACUCUGAGUCUUGUGAUUUACUGCUAGUUACGACGCAACUUUCGGUUCUAGACUACACUACUAUCCUACUACUGAUAUCAAAUCACGAUAAAACUGACCACGUGUGGCAUUACAAAUACUCUGAUUAACAUUCACUUCUGGGGGGUUCGUCUCAUGUUGGUGACGAAAGGAAUCACCCGGGCAUUCUCAAGAUCCCAA
Molecule: messenger RNA, 1917 nt
Organism: Aspergillus uvarum CBS 121591
Lineage: Eukaryota; Fungi; Ascomycota; Eurotiomycetes; Eurotiales; Aspergillaceae
Product: MFS transporter
Exons: 4
Coding region: 103-1587 (494 amino acids)
Biological process (GO): transmembrane transport
Cellular component (GO): membrane
Molecular function (GO): transmembrane transporter activity
Source: RefSeq, a predicted model, not a curated record